Micropterus salmoides (largemouth bass) is the source of this 2741-nucleotide messenger RNA. RefSeq names its product ADP-ribosylation factor-like 14 (gene arl14). The transcript has a single exon. Gene Ontology annotation, cellular component: cytoplasm. Gene Ontology annotation, molecular function: GTPase activity; GTP binding. Lineage: Eukaryota; Metazoa; Chordata; Actinopteri; Centrarchiformes; Centrarchidae. Bases 2003 to 2608 code for a protein of 201 amino acids. The record is from RefSeq and is a predicted model, not a curated record. Gene Ontology annotation, biological process: vesicle-mediated transport; intracellular protein transport.
AUUCAGGCGUCUAAUAACCAUAAAGACACACAAGUGCGUCACACUACAGCUUUACGGGAACUCUUUGCCCUAUUUUAUGUGGAUUUGGCACUUUAUAAGUGAGACAAGUGCUCGCAGGCACCAGAGGAAGAAGACGACUGUCAUUUAGCCAACUCAUAAAUAACCAAGCAACUCUGGUUUGUUUUUUAAUUCCCUUGUAUCCUUUAAAGGGGUAUUUUGAAUUGAAGAUACAGUAUGGGACAGCAAGGCUCCAAAUCCUCCAUAGAAGCGCGGGUGAUUUUCCAACGAGUUGGCUCGGUGGACUUGUGUCAGAAAACGGACGCAUGUUCACUCCUGCCUUCGUUGUCCACAUUCAGAAGAAGGUGACCAGUCAGUCAGCCUGUCUUCACUCUUCUUCCCGGGCACUGGAGAAGUCAACACCCCAUCACCGACCCCAAAGCCGCUGUGACACUGGAGGACUAGUUUACGUGAUGGAUAAUCCAACCGGUGGCGUGUGGGUGAAGCCGGGAGAGAAACGGACCAGUUCUUGAUACAAAAAUAAAAUCUCCAGGCGAAUUGCACACGAAUUAUUCGAUGGCAUUAAGUCUAGCACUUUGUGACUGAAGCUUUGGCGUCUUCUGAGCAGCAGGAUGCUACCGAUGUGGGUUCCUGCGCUGAAGUGCAUCCACACUGCAGCGUCUGGAAUUAAGGUUGAUUUAAAUUGUCUUAGUGACAUAGAGGAGUUGGCUGGACUGAUCACUAAUUUAUUGAUUUAGUCCAUAUCGGACAUUUAUAGUCAGUGUCAGACUGCAGGAGAGGGAGAUGAGUGGAUGCGAAAAGUGCCAUGCGUCAUGCACGCAGAGAUAAUAUGUUUUCUUUGGAAACAGAGUCAUUGUCUUGUUGACAUGAUUGUAAGUGAUUAUGUUUUUUUAAGAAUGCAAACCUAACUGUUUUAAUUUUCAGAAUAAUCAAAUCAAAUGAAAGAAUUUGCUUGGGUUAAGUCAGUGCUGAGAGUUGGCUAACAACAACUCUGCUAUUUAGAUUGUUUGUAAACAGGGUGUACUUUAGCCUACUGUCAAUGGCUGACCAACUUUUAUUUAUUUUCCUUCCUUUUAAUUUGACUGUAUCCUCUUUUUAUUAAUUUAUGUAAUACCAUAGCACACAAAUGUAUUUAAAUCAAAUGUUUUUUUAUAUGGUAUGUUUACGGUAGUUUGAAUGUGAUGGACUGGAGGUCAGUGUUGACCCACCUUUAGAUUUAAGGAGAAUGUUUGUCCAGAAUGUCUCUCAAUAACUGAAAGGUGUCAUGGCAGUAUUGAGGCGGCUUAUGGCGCCUUUUGUUUUUGAGAAGCUCUGGAAGGUUUGAAGUGGUUUGGGGAAAGUAAAGGCGCAUUUGAGGGACACGGCAUCCACAUUUCACAUUUCUGUCAACUGGAUGUCACGGUUGGAACUGUUAGAAAUGUAUAUGUUGAAAUGAAUAAUUUAAAGAUUUAAACCUCUCAUAUUAAUUUCUUUAUUUUACUGUAGAGGAAUCUAACGCUGGUGCAGCAAGAAACGGCAUUUCUUUUUUUGGCAGAGGAAGUCUGUAUAUUGUUCCUUACGUUUGCCUAUUUAUUGUCACUUACACCAGGGCAGCUAUUACGUUGCGAGUGAAUAUGUAAUUACAAUUAAAAAUUGAUUUUCAGGCAAAUUAUUGUAUCUCAUGUGUGCAACAUGGUCCAAAAACAAGCAUGGCUUAAACAGCAGAAUGUAAUUAGUAACUCAGGAUCACUUAAAAAUAUUGUUCUUAUAGACCUUUGUAUGACUCACAGCGCAAAUAAACAAGGGAUAUCCUCCGGUUGGUCGAAACUUUGCCCUCUGGUGUGGCGCCUUAUCGGUGAGCUGUAAGUUAUAGUGAGCAUGGAACUAAUGGCUUAUCUAUUUAACUCCGGGCAACGCACUAAGCAAACAUUCGUCAAAAGGGUAAGUUAUGGGGAAGAUGUGCAUAUUCUAAUUGGGUUGACUGCCUUUAUCUCUCCCCGUCGCCAUGGGACUGCGAGGAUCUAAACCACCAGAAGCCAGAGUUCUCCUUCUGGGCCUGGACAACGCUGGAAAAUCGACUCUUCUUUACAAACUGAAGCACAACGCGUGCGUAUGCACGGUUCCCACCAUUGGCUUCAACGUGGAAAUGCUCGAAGUGAGAAAGAACAGGAAGAACAUCGCCUUAACUUUGUGGGAUGUUGGUGGUCAGGGAAAGAUGCGCGAGCACUGGAAGAGUUUCCACCAGGACACAGCAGCGGUCGUGUUUGUCGUGGACAGCUCGGACAGGAGGCGUCUGGGGGAGGCGCGGAGGGAGCUAGACAACACACUGAGGAGCGAGCAGCUGCGGGGCCGGCCGCUGAUUCUUCUCGCCAACAAACAGGACGUGGACGGCGCUCUGAAUGUCACUGAAAUCAAGGACAUGUUUAACCUGACAAAAAUUUGCUCAGGUCGGGAUUGGUUCGUACAGCCUUGUUCCGCAUCGACGGGAGUUGGAGUUGAGGAGGCUUUCAAACAAGUGGUCCAAAUGGUCAAACUCCCAUCAGACUCUGGGGCGAUGAGAGACAAUAUCAAGGAAACGGUGCACUACCUCAAAGCUUCUCGCAAACAUUAGGUUUUAUUUGGCCUAUAUGAAAUGUGCUAUUUUCAAACCAUUGACAAUCUGACAAAUUCAUUUUGAAAUAACCUUUUACUAGGCUAUCUAUACUAAUGCAUACCAACAAUAAACCAUAUGUGAAUAGAUCAGA